This is a messenger RNA of Dromaius novaehollandiae (emu), 7450 nucleotides long. RefSeq names its product neuropeptide Y receptor Y1 (gene NPY1R). Gene Ontology annotation, biological process: G protein-coupled receptor signaling pathway. Gene Ontology annotation, molecular function: neuropeptide Y receptor activity; neuropeptide binding. The coding region runs from base 251 to 1447 and encodes 398 amino acids. Gene Ontology annotation, cellular component: neuron projection; plasma membrane. The transcript has 3 exons. Lineage: Eukaryota; Metazoa; Chordata; Aves; Casuariiformes; Dromaiidae. The record is from RefSeq and is a predicted model, not a curated record.
AAGGUGGAGUUUGGCUUUAAGGGGGAGUCUCCAGCCUUCCUCACCAAUCUUUAGGAUCUGAGCUGGAGGAAUACCAGAGGUUCCUUCCCUUUUCCCUACUCCUUGUUCUCCAUCCACCCUCGUGAGCCAACCCCAGAGAAGAUCAAAGACAGGGAGAGCAAUUGCAAGGUCGUGCGAGGGAAAUGCGGGACCGAGGAUCGGGUCUGCUCAAGGGCUGACGGGAAUAUUUUGAACUUUGGAAACGGUCUGGAUGAAAACUGCGGCGGCUGUACAGCAAACUGCAAACAACAUGAAUACUUCAGUUCUCGUCUCACCUGGAAAUAACUCUGUGCACCUGAAUUUUUCAGAGAAGAAUUCCCAGAUCUUACAGUUUGAGGAUGAAGAUUGCCAUGUGCCUUUGGCCAUGGUCUUCACUUUGGCCUUGGCUUAUGGGACUGUGAUAAUUCUGGGCGUCUCUGGGAAUCUGGCCUUGAUUAUCAUUAUUCUAAAACAAAAGGAGAUGCGCAAUGUUACUAACAUCCUCAUUGUCAACCUGUCCUUCUCCGAUCUUCUGGUGACCAUCAUGUGUCUUCCCUUUACCUUCGUAUAUACUUUAAUGGACCACUGGAUUUUUGGAGAGGCCAUGUGCAAGUUGAAUCCUUUUGUGCAAUGUGCCUCAAUCACUGUCUCUGUCUUUUCUUUAGUCCUCAUUGCUAUUGAACGCCACCAGCUGAUCAUCAAUCCCCGUGGCUGGAGGCCGAAUAACAGACAUGCCUACAUGGGGAUUGCUGCCAUAUGGAUUUUAGCCACAGCUUCCUCUUUGCCUUUCCUGAUUUACCAUGUGUUAACAGAUGAACCCUUCAGAAACAUAACAUUUGAUGAAUAUAAAGACAAAUAUGUGUGUUUGGACCUGUUCCCUUUGGACACCGCCAGGCUUUCUUAUACCACAACUCUUUUGGUCAUUCAGUACUUUGGACCACUUUGUUUUAUAUUUAUUUGCUACUUAAAGAUAUACAUACGAUUAAAAAAAAGGAACAACAUGAUGGACAAGAUGAGAGACAAUAAAUACAGAUCCUCUGAAACCAAAAGGAUCAACAUCAUGCUGAUCUCAAUAGUGGUUGCGUUUGCAGUUUGCUGGCUGCCUCUCACCAUCUUCAAUAUUGUGUUUGACUGGAAUCACGAAAUUCUGCCUGUUGCGACCUGCAGCCACAAUCUGUUGUUCCUGAUUUGCCACCUCACGGCCAUGAUCUCUACCUGUGUGAACCCUAUCUUCUAUGGGUUUCUCAAUAAGAACUUCCAGAGGGACCUGCAGUUCUUGUUUCAUUUCUGUCACUUCCGCUCCCGUGAGGAGGAUUAUGAGACUAUAGCCAUGUCCACCAUGCACACAGAUGUUUCAAAAACCUCUUUAAAGCAGGCAAGCCCAGUUGCGUUUAAAAAAAUAAGUAGUGAUGACGAUGACAAAAUAUAAAAAAAGUAAUAAUAAUCCUACACCAAACUGUUGGAAGAGUGAUUACAAGUGAUGUGUGUUCAAGGACAAGCACAAUCAUGUAACAAGUAUAAAAUGGAUAAAGCUUUUCUUCCUUCUUUCAAGGAACUUUGAUUGUUGUCACUCUGAAAUUAUAUGCUGUGCAUUUUUGCACCUUUUGCUGCUUUAAUGUUCACAGCAGUUAUACCUGAAUCUUAUUACAAGACAUAGUUGGACCUGCUACUACAUAGGGUUUUCAUCGGCUAUCUUUUGUUCUGUUUUCUUUGUACAGUUACGCACUUUAGCACAAAGAUUUAUAUUGACUUUUUUCCAAAGAAGUAUUUUUCAGGAGUGUCCAUCUCAGACCAUUAGAAACAAUAUGGACCACAGAGAGGCUGUCACUGCAGAGGACACCCAUCCCACAUAAAAUUAGGACAUUCUGAUUUGAAGAGGUCUUUUUUUUUUAACUCAGCUUUUGAUCAGUGUUAAAAUCCUUUAAAAUGAGUAUAGCCACACAAAAAUGAUUCUGUGAAACCUGUAGAAUAAGUUAUAUGGGGACAUGCAUUUGUCUCACUAUGAGUGAGAAGCAAUUCAGGCUGUAAUCACUUAGGUUCAAAGACAGGAUUAAGAGAGAAAUUCUGUUCUCAUUUACGAGAAUAAAAACCCAGAGUAAUUCCACAGAGCACAAUGGGAUUACUCUGAUGUUCCAGCAGCGUAAAUGAAAGCACAAACGGGCCUUUAAUCCCAACUGAUUAUAGCUGAUUUUAAUAACACAGGCUUUUUUAGUUUUAAAAAACAACCCCCUAUUUUCAUCUGCCAUCAUUGGAAGGAGUUAGUGUUGCUGGGAUAAAAUUCACUAUCAGUUCCAAGCCUAUGAACCCUAUAAAUUCUACUUAAGACCUAUGUCAAGAAUCUAAAGAGAGGUUGAAAUGUCCACCCUCUGCACAGGGUGGAAUUCUGUCCUCACAGGUGACACUCAAAAUCAGGUCUAGGAUAAAAAAUUUGGAUUUAGCUACCUGAAUCUUUUCAUUGUGAUUAGUUCCUAUCUGUAUAAAUUAUGUAUAGCCUCAUAGAAUUCUGUGUUCAAAUGCAAUGGUGAAAACCUGGAUUAUUUCCAAGACAAUGGAUGGUUUAAUCAAGAUUUGCACAAUUUAAAAGGAGGAUAUAGUUUGGUUGUAAUUGGUAUAUUAGCUUCCAAACUCACAGUUUCCGUAGUUGAUUGAAGUGUGGAAAUAUUUGCCAAAUAUAUACGAUAGAGCUCUGUGUGUUAUUGCUUAAAAUAUAUAACCUCUAAUUACACAAAAUAUACCGGACUAGAUCCCCAGCUGAGGGAAACCCACAUAGCUUAACUGCUGCAAAUGGAACUACAACAAUAUUAGCCAGCUGAGGUUCUGUAUCAUAAAAUGUACUUUGCUGCACAAUCAAUGCCUUUUUGAAUAACCAGCUUUUGAAAAUACAAGAUAGCCCCUAUUUUCAUUUAGCAAGUUUGCUUUAAAUCAUUCUGGCAGAGAAGAGGGUCUUUAAAAUGGGUAUACAUGUAAAUGUAGCAUAAAUGGCAAUCAGACCUGAUAUCUUUCAGAGCAAGGAGAUCUCAGGAUGUGAUGGUGAAUUUAAAAUGCUCUACUUUGGUAUGGAUAAAUGCCUAAGAAAUGAAAAUUAUUUGAUUUGCCAAUAUUUAAAAGUCAAAAACUGUGCCUUGUGCAGUCUUAUAAAUAGUGUAGAAUAUUAAAGUAGCAAUGUGGUGUUGUGCAUUAUAAUUCCAUGUAUUUCUUUAUUGGCAGAUAAUUUAUUUAAAGAAGAGUGUGGUUGAGAAUAGAGAGGGAAGUAUUAUACGUAAAAUGAAUUAUAAAGAGAGAACUUUGUUUUAUAGCUUUGCCCUUUUGUGUUUUACAAGAUUUCCCUUGUCUGUGUGGUUCUCUAUGGAACAUGUUGCUAGUAAUUUAACAACAGGCUCCUGAAACUAUUCCCCUAUCACUUUACAUUAAUUUUCAUAUACAAAGGAGUGCAUAUUUUCACAAAGAGAUAUAAUAUAGAAAUCUAGCUUUGUUUUUGUAUUAAAAAUAUCACAGUAUUCUUUUUCCCAUUAGAAAAAAUCACAGUGAUUUUUUCUGAUUAAUGUUUUUCUCAUUUUAAAAAAAGCAUUUUCUUCCAAUCGAGUGGGAGAAAGUGACAGAAUUACUUGAGCAACUACCAGUUAAUUUAUUGGAAAUGUUUGAUUUGGCUGAAUUAAAUGAGCAAACAGGGUGAUAAAUUAGAGCAACUUGAGAGGAAUCUGCUAGUGCACAGAGACUAAAACUAGUAUGUCCUAAGAUUCAGAGGUUUUCAACAGGAUAGCAGCAUUAUUCCUACGUUGACCUUCCUCUCACUUGAGGUAUGGCCUCAGAUCAUAUAACCCAUCUGUUUUCAAGUGAUACCACCUCAUGCUACCUGCCUGAGAAUGUGUGAAUCAGGUGGUUUUUACCUACCGAGCCUGACGAACAUGUUAAAGCCGUGUCAGCAGGUGUAAUUUGGAGUAUUGCUUAGGCUCGGCCGCAUUAACCCGGGACCUCUCCCAGGAUCAGACUUCUUGCAUACGUUUCCUCCCUUCCUUGCAAGAAGCCCUCUGCUGUUUCCAGCCUCUGCUAAGGACACAGACUAGCACAGUCACACAAAUAGCAGUGGUUAUGCUGCCUGAAAUGACAGUGGGAAGUGAACACUGUGUAAAAAGGAAUGUGUUCAGCAGAAAAAUGAGUUUGGAGGAUUUCAAAAGCUAAACCAUUGCUUUUCAGAAGAAUUUUUAUGAGGACAAAGGUGAAAAUAGUCUCUCUGAGGGGCUGACCUGACAUCUGCAGGGCAUAGAUGACAUCUACUGAGAGCAGUAUUUUUGUCUUUGGUUUUAUGACUUGACACUGGAAUCCUGAACCCCCCUGGGGACUUUCCUCUCCUGACACCUGACUACAACACUAAUCCUCUCUUUCACCUUCAGAUCUGCAGCAUGGCUUCUCAUCCUGCAUACACAAAAUUUCUUUACAGGGGGGGCUGCUGGAUUUCAUAUUUCUCGAUCAUUUCUCAGCCAUUCUGAUUUGAUGUUUGUUCUUCCUAUGUGAUGUUUUGUCAAACUCUCCACACUUCAGCACAUGCUGAUUCCUAUCUCAAAAGCCUGUAACUUUCUGUUAUUCUUUCAGACAGGUAGAAAAGUUUUACUGACAGAAAAACAAAAUAGCGAGGGAUCUAUAAUGUAUCUUACUAUUUAUUUAUGUGUAAUACAUUUAAUGCCAAAUCUACAGCCUUAAAUGACAAAUAUAACUACUUAAUAAACAUUAAUAUCAGAUUCAUUUGUCAGUUAUUUUAUCAUCUUAAAAUUCCCUUUUAUCCACCACAGAUAUUUAACGCCCCUGCAUAAUCAUAAUAUACCAGCAUAUUUCUGUGUCCUCUUAAACAUUUCUGUGUUCCCAUACUGCUUUUUCAGCAUAUCUCUUGGUUGUGUCACUGUCACCAUGUGCUGUAAUCCACAACUUUCCUGCCUCUAUAAAGAAAGGACGUCAGAAAAGGAGGUAAAUAAUUGAAUCAUACCUGGUUUUGAUAGACUAGGAGAAAGGUGGAUAAGAAAAAUAACUUUGUUUUUACCAGCCCCUACUUCAGCCUUAAAAAUCAGGUUUAAACCGGGAAAAGGAAUUAACAUGACUGGUCCUCUAAGUCACUUGAGCUGUUGCUGACUGCAUUUCAUUACUGAUGAAGGUGUGAAGGCCUAAUGGUUCCUAUAUUCUGACUCUGUUGUCUUGCAAUAAAGUACCAUCUAUUAUUAAUGGAUCUUAAAAGCAAAAUUUGAUAGUGGUUUAUAUUCAGACUCUAAAUGAGCAUAUGCUUACAUCUGGCCUUGUUUAUCAAAUUCUGAUUUUCCUCAGGAAAAUGUUCUAAGAUGAAUGAGACCAAAGAAUUUGCUUAAAAUUAAUCAUUCACCUAAGCACUCUGUUGAAGAAAAGUGAACUGCUGGUUGGGAACUCACAUGUUUUCCUAAAAGCCAGAUUUUGGAUUUCAGCUUAUUAUAGGAACAAGUUAACGCCAUAUAACUUUUCUCCAGAUUUUUCUCUGAAGUCUAGGGCCUGACAAUACCUCAGUUUAAGGUUUUGGUUCAGACCUAUUCCUAAUUCCUCAGAUCACAGAUUUUACCAAACCGUUGUAUAGAGAAUGAAGACAAUAAGGAAACUGAUUUUCUUUGUUUGUUUGUGUUUUUAAAGUAUAUAUAACACUAGGAGACAUGGGCUUAAAUAACACCUCUGACUGCUACAGAUUAAAUUAAUUCAGUUGAGUAGAGAGGAUGGGAAAACUGGGUGAUAAUCAAAUGAGAAGUUUCAUUGGUAGCCCUUUCUCAACUGAAAGAUAUAUACAACUUAUAGCUCUAUCAUGUCUUCUUUAUUCCUCUUCAUAUUGUUUAAUAGGGGGGUAUUUCCCUUGAGAUGAAAACAUAAAUACCUGAGUUGUUACUAAAGAUUGUGUCAAAGCAAGUUAUUUUCUUCUACCCAUUUUUUGUGCAAUUUCAAAUAUUUGAGGAUGAUAUUCCAGAGAGGAAAAAAUGACCAGCUCUAAUCUCUUAUAAUCUAAUUUACCUGUGGCCAAAAAUCAUAUUGAUUCAAUUUUUUUUUCCUGUGCAAAACAGCAUUAGUGCUCUAAUUAAGUUGAUAUUUUGAAGGUUCGGGAGAGAAAUCACAAAGACUAACUCUAGCCAGAGGAUGGUAAUUUUCCUAACGUCCUCCAAUAGCAACUCAAGGGCAUCCCCACCUGCUCUUCUACAGGUGCUGCACACCUGCUGAAAUGUCUUUCUCUCCAGUACUUCUACAGGGAGUUAAGGGGAGACCGCCUUCCAGGGCUAACGUUUGGCCUAGCGAAUACUGCCGCCCGUCCUCUAAACUCCGUGUUGUUAGAACCAUCAAUUUAUACUUCAUAAACUUAAACUGCAUAAAUUUAUACUUCAUAGGAAUGAGUUUCUGAGGAAAUCACAGGAGUUUGUACUCUGAUUUUGUAAAAUGCUAAAGCGUGUGGUAAAACUCACCUCCAUUCAGGAGAGUACUUUAUGCACGUGCUGAGCUUUAAAUAAUUACUUGCACUAAAAUUCUGUUCUAAGUAGGCAAAUUUCUCAGAAUUCACACUCCAUAUAAAUACAAAGUUUACAAAGCCCAUGUAGGUUGUAAUUAUGUCCACGCAGAAUAUCCAUCUCAUUACAGCAAAACUGUCAGCACACUCUAUCUUAUGUUUUCCAAAGAUCUGUGCUGAAGGUCUGGUCAUCUGACACAGAUUAGGCUUAGUCUCAAGAAUGUGCAUCUGGUGCAAAGGUGCUUGAGGCUGCAGCACAGGUGGGGCUCCCCAUGGUCAGCUGAUUUGCUACAAAGCAUGCAAACUUUCAGAUGCAAAGGUAAAUAUAUAUCUCUUACCUCAUAUGCAGUUUGGAGAAGAGCAAAAAAGCAGAAAUUCUAGGUGACGCCUUGAUACAGUCUGUGCAGUAUACAUAAAAGAUUGAAAGGCGAACUCAGACAUUUAUUCAUGUCUGAGGCCAACAGAUUGAUAUGUAAAUAGUUUUAGGGUAAAAUGGUGGUCAGAAGGUGAUGUGUAAAUAACACGUUCUCUACUUCUGUUUUCUUGAAAGGGAUAUGUAUUUUUAAAAAUGACAAGCAGGACUCUGAAAGCCUAUUUUAAGAAUUUUCACCUCAGAUGUAUCUAGAUUUCAUUUUGAGACCAAGGAAACAAAAUAUUUUUGGCACAAUGGAGAAAGAACAGCUUUCCCAUAGCACCCACCCACUACACGAGUCCAUUUUAUUUCAUUUCUGCGCAACAUGGAGAGCAUUUGUUCAUGACAGGAGUAGUGCCUUGAUCGACAACGCUCUCCUUGUGUUUCUCGGUUCUUGUUCACACUGACACCAUGCUGCUGUUUUUCACUCCACAAUCUAUUUUUUUCCUGCAAGUGGUGUCAUUUUUAUUAUGCUGUUUUUAUUGUUUCUUAAUAAAAGCUGUCUGUGAAAAGAUAUUCUUGAA